Clunio marinus is the source of this 219-nucleotide messenger RNA. NCBI's taxonomy places the organism in Eukaryota, Metazoa, Arthropoda, Insecta, Diptera, Chironomidae. The record is from the annotation of a GenBank genome assembly.
AUGGCGUCGUCGAAUUCUUAUGUCUUUCAAGCAACAUUAAAUCACUUAGUUGCAUGGUUAAAGGACCCUUUUCACAGUUUAUGUUCGAUUCUUUUACGGUCCAAUAACUGUUCAGGUCAGAGGCUCCGUAAAGCAUUAAAAUUGAUGUUUCAAGCUGUCAGCAUCAUGAAAUACUACUCACCAUCAAGUGCCAGUAAAACGUUGAUUAUUUUUAGUUAA